AUGUUGCUGACACCACGGUUACUGGUUACUGCGUCCGUGCUGUUGGCGGUUACCGACGGAGGGCCAGGACGGAUUCGAGUGGAAAAUCCCUACGGGUCUGGAAGAGGAAAUAAAGAGACCCAGAUUACCGUUAAGAACGAACGUCAACCGUCUGGCACUUAUUAUGAUGUAACUCAUAGAGAACAAAUUCAUCCUCCAGACGACAGAAGAUAUACAUACCACGACUCUUCAGAUCGUGACUCAAUUUAUCAGGGUAACACACGGACUCUAAAUGAGGACUACUUAUUAUUCCCUCGUUUCCCUCAAAAACAAUAUGAGGAUAACUCCAGGCAUGACGAUAAUGACAAGGUAUCAUUAGCUCUUCAACAAUCUGAGUCCCAUUCACAGAAGCCAUCGCUCGAUCAGAUGUUCAAAAUCAUUGAAUCGAUAGCCAGUGAAAUAUUAGCUAGCCAGGAUAAGAAUAAAGGAUAUGUGCUGGUGCAAGAUGUUAUGGAGUUCGACACGCCCGAAGCUAUUUACGGCAAUACUUUGAGUCAGGAUAACUCCAGGCAUGACGAUAAUGACAAGGUAUCAUUAGCUCUUCAACAAUCUGAGCGUAACUUACUUGAUGAUAAUGAAAAUGUAUUAUUAUUAUCUCAACAACAAUUUGAGGAAUUGCAUGAAGAAUACUUUCCACUAUUUCCACUAGAGGAUAAAUCACAGAACUUUUCAGAGCCGCUUAACUCAUUGAAUCAAGAUGAUGACUCAGAUCAAAAACCACAUGAGGGGCAAGAUGGUAUUCUUCCAGAAGAAGAAUUUAAAGGGCUCGCCGCAUCAAGUCAGGAAAAUUAUUCAAAGUUCCUUGAAGAUAUCAGUGUUACCCACCAGGAGAUGUAUUUGGAUACCUCCCGGCAUCAUGAUGAUGGCAAAGCAUCAUUAGCUCUUCAACAAUCUGAGUCCCAUUCACAGAAGUACUUGUUCGAUCGGAUGUUAUUCAAAAUCAUAGACUCACUUAGGACAUUGACCAAUGAAACAAUCUCUGUCCAGGAAUUGCUUAAAGGAGACAUUCCACGAGGGGACGAAUCGCAGAACUCGUCGGAUCCGAUUCAGAACUACACUCACCACGUUGAACAGAUACAAAAACGGAUGCUGUCAUUUGAGAAUCAGCAAAACAAUAUAUUAUAUUCGAUAGUUGAAUUUGAACAAGCGUACGAGAUUUUAAAAGAGUCCUGGAAAACCAAACUUAAGAAUAUUCUUGCAAGGGGCUAUUCUGAAGAGGCUAGAAGGUUUCUGGGAAUGAUCGAAAAUGUACGGCCGCUCAGAGAUACUAGAGGUCUGCAAGAGAUUAUUAGGGGAAAAACUCGAACGGCAGAUAAGCUUCGAGACUCGUCAAAGCCAGCCAACACGCUUAGACAAGCUCUAGCACAAUUAUACAUACAAGAUCAUGUUAAGUUGGAGAUUACGAACUGCACUCACCAAAUUGAUCAUUUUCAAAAACAGAUGGGCUUAUUUGAGGAUCAGCAAAUAAAAGUAUAUGAUUCAAUAACUGAACUUAAAAAUGAGUAUAAGCUCUUGAGAGAAUCCUGGGAAACCGAACUUCAGAAUAGAAAUGUUCCGAUUGAAACAAUGUAUCAUAAAUUGUAUAAAGAUAUACAACUUCUCCGGUCUACUGACCAUGAUCAGGAGAUUAUUAUGGAAGACACUCUGAAGCUGGAUGAACUUCAGGUCUCGUCGGAGCUGGCCAUGCCGCUUGAGAAACGUCGUAAACGAUUAAUAUUUCUAACAGACCCAUUCCAGUGGGAGCAUAGCAUCUGGCAGUUUCAAAGUAACGAGUCGCGACGGUCACCUAAUUCCGAAUGGUUAUACUUCAAACAGAUCGACCCGCAACUGAAACGGUGGAGGCUAGUGGCUACAAGCGUGGUACGGAACUUUUCGCUCGCAGAAGACCAUGACCGAGUAGAACGAACAGAUUCAGGUUCUCUAAUGAUGGAGCACAGCACCUGGACGUUUCUUGGUAAAGUUUGGUGGAAUGGCACAAAUUGUGAUUUGCAGCAGUGCGGAUGGUUAGUAUUUAAUCAGUCUGACUCGUCACUGAAACGUUGGAGACUGGUGGUUUCUAGUCCUAUCCACAUUGAAGGGCAGCAAAAUCCAUCGGAGCCGCACACAACGCUCGAUAAACCCCACAGUUAUGUAGUACCAACUGUUCCAAAUAAGACAGCCGCUGGACUACCUCAGAGCUUGGAGGUUGUAACCACAACCACCACGAUUAAGAUAGACCCUCUGUUGGUAGACGAGCUGCAGGACCCUACAAAUCCGAUCAAACUAGGACAAGGUCGUGGGCUAUUAGUUCUAUCAAAACCUGUUAAGUAUGAGGAUAUUAUUUCCACCAGGAAUUUUCCUGACAAAACAUCAAGUCGUCCACAGUUUAAGCCUCAAGCACUGAAAGCGAACGGUAAUUAUGGUAUAUAA
Macrosiphum euphorbiae (potato aphid) is the source of this 2448-nucleotide messenger RNA. Lineage: Eukaryota; Metazoa; Arthropoda; Insecta; Hemiptera; Aphididae. The record is from the annotation of a GenBank genome assembly.